AUGAAUGAUAUACAUAAUUUAACACCAUACGAUUAUAGUAAUAAUAAUACUACUAAUACUAAUACUACUAAUCAAGAUUUAUCAAAUUUACCAAUAAAACGAAGUCGAUUAGAUCAUCAGCAUCAUCAGCAUCAUCAACAUUCAACAGAAUUCAUUCAUGAAACAGUGGAAACCGCUUUGAUCAGACCGGAAAAUGAUAGUCACGAUAGUCACAAUAACAAUAAUGAUAAAGACAAAAUGGAAAUAUAUGAUACCGGAAUUAAAUUCACUUCUAGUCAUGAAUGUCAACAUCAAGAAUCAGAUAAAACAUUAUUAUCAUCAGCCAUGUCAUCGUCAUCGACAACAAUAACAACACAACAAACACUAACGAAUACAAAUGUUAAUCAUCAUAAAUGUAAUUCAUACUUGACUAAUGAAAAUAAUCAUCAUCAUCAUCAUUUGGAUGAAUAUCAACAACAAACAAAUAGAAUAGAUAAUGAGCAAGAUACACAAGUUCAACUUCAAUUGAAUAAUCAUGAUUCAGAUGAUGUCACUACUGAAAUCGAUGGUAGUAAUGGUAAAUUAACAUUAUGGCAAUUUUUAUUAGAAUUAUUAUUAUCAAAUAAAUAUGAACAUAUUAUAAGAUGGACAAAUAAACGUGGUGAAUUUAUUCUGGUACAAGCUGAAAUUGUUGCAAAACUAUGGGGUAUGCGUAAAGAUAAAAAUCAUCGUAUGAAUUAUGAUAAAUUAAGUCGUGCAUUACGUUAUUAUUAUCAAAAAAAUAUUAUACGUAAAGUUCACGGGAGGAAAUUUGUAUAUCAAUUUAUAGGAUUAAAACAUUUAAUUAAAUUUUGUUGUACAUCAUUAAAUUCUACACCAAUGACAACAUCAGUGACAUCAUCAUCAUCAUCAUCAUCGAUAAUAACACCGACAAUAGUCACUUCAACAUUAUCUACAAAUAAAUUACAACAGACAUUGACACCAUUGAACACUUUGCCGGUACAUUCAAAAAUGGACGAUACUAACUUACCAGUAACAUCUUCAUUAUAUCAUGCUAGUAAAUUAAAUGAACUAUACAAUCAUCAUCAUCAACAACAACGCCAAGAUUGGUUUCAUACACCUCAUAAUACUACUACUAAAUUUUAUGAAACUCAACAAGAUUGUAAAUAUCCUCCUACUACUACUAGUAAUAUUACUAACACUAUUUCAAAUAUCAUUACUAAUGCAAAUAACUGUACUUUGACAUCAACACAUUCUGAAAACUCUUCAAAUUUAAACUGUUUACCUAAUAAUAAAUCAAUAUAUUCUCCGAGUAAUUUGGAUAUAACAACAAUUUCAACAUUUAUCAAUUCAUAUUUAAAUAAGAAAAACUUUCUAACUGAUAAUACUGUGACAAAUAAUAAUAAUGAUAAUCAUAAUAACAGUCAAAGUAAUAAUACUCUUCCAAAUCAUUCUACUGGUGAAUCAACAAUAUCAACUUUGUCUGAUCAACAUCAAAUUAAGACUACACAUAAUGAAAUGAAUGAUUUUAGUGAUAUUCUUUCUUCUUGGACUUCGCUUAUAACACAACAAAGUAAUUAUUUGAAUAAUUUUCGAUUAAUGGAAUUUUUUAAACAAUUCGGUUUAUCGAAUCUAUUAUUCAAUCAUCAAUAUAUUGAUGAACAAUUUAAUGUUGAUCAAGAAAAACAAACAUAUUCAAUAGAUUCAUGUUAUAGAAGAAUAGGACAAAAUGAUUCAUUGGUAAAUAAAGAGAAAAUUAUUGAAAAUGGCACAGACAAUAAUAAUCCAUUUAUGACUAGUCACAAUAUUGAUCAUUGUUCAAUGAAUUUACGCGCCAAUUAUUAUUCAAAUUUACUGAAUCAUUAUAAUUCAGAAUUAAGCAAAAUUGAUGAUUUCAUUACAACACCGUGUGAAAAAGAUAAUAAUCCACCAAUGAAUUUUACUAUGACAAAUUUAAAAGAAUCUGAAAAUUUUUUAUUAACACAAUAUGUUAAUCAAAUUAUUGACAGACCUCGAUCACCAUGUUGUCAAUGUAGUUGUCAUAGUCAAGCUACAACAUUAGAAGAACAAAUGAAUUAUCCUCUCAUGCAAAAUAUACAACAUCAAAUUAAUUCAUCUUAUUUGAAAGAUAAUACUAAUCAUAAUCAUAUCACGGAAAAGUUAAAAGAUUGCUCAAAUAAACAUAUAAUCAAUGGAAAUUUUGAUGAAUUACCAACUAAAUUACAUAAUGAACGUCAUUCUAUUAAUAUGAAACGUUUAGGUGAACAGUUGACACGUUUAAAUCGUUUAAAUUCAAUCGGGAAUUAUUCAAAUCAUCAUUUCAUGUUUACAAAUAAAUAUUCUUUAAUAAAUAAUAAUGAUAAUAAUUUGAAAAAAUCAAAUCUUAUGAAAGAUGAACAUACUACUAAUUAUAAUAAAGAUAGUAGUAAUCUUAAUAAUAACAAUAACAAUAAUAGUAAUAGUAAGGAUGAUUAUUAUUCUGAUAGUGAGUAUAAGAUACCAUUGACCAAAAAUUCAAUGUUAUAUGAUUCACAAAAAAUACCGCUGGAUUUAAAUUCUUCCAUAAUGAACACUACUUACAACAGUAAUCAAUCGGAUCAUGUGAAUAUAUCAUCUUUACCGACCUUAUCAAUGUCAGAGAAUAAAUGUGUAUGGAUGCCGGUACCUGUGACAAUGUUAAAUUCAUGGUUUAAUUUAUUGUCGAAUAUAAAACAUCCCAAAGAGGAUAAUUCAACAAAUCAACAAGUAAAUUUUACAACAUCACCUUCUUUCUCCACCUCCUCUUUCCCAUCGUCAUCAAUGUCGUCGGCUUCUUUAUCAUCAUCAUCAUCCUCAUCAGCAUCAUCAUCAGUGAGUAACAAUUAGACUGUUGUAAAAUGUUUCUACAAGUUUAACAACGAUGGCAUGAAGCAUACACAUAUAAUCAUUUCAUUAGCAGCAUUUAUAUUUCAUUUGAAAUUUAUAAAAAAU
Messenger RNA from Schistosoma turkestanicum, 2949 nucleotides. The record is from the annotation of a GenBank genome assembly. Lineage: Eukaryota; Metazoa; Platyhelminthes; Trematoda; Strigeidida; Schistosomatidae.